CAAUGAUUACCUGGCCUUUUUUUCCCUCCCCAAUAAGAAGACCUUCAUCCGUCCUUCUCUCGUCGACUUCCAUAGUUACCGCCUCUCAAUCUCCUGGACUCAUCUCCGUAGACAUACACCGUCAGUCUCCCACCCAUAUCAACACAGCAACACUACACAGUAGUAAUUACGCACUCUGCAACUCUUCAGGCAGCUCAAUCGUUAUCAGCAAACAACCGCAGUAAAGCAACAAUCGACCACAAUACCAACCUUCACAGCACUCAAGACCCCUCAAUCCGACAUACUCAGCUCACUUUCUUCUCUCUUUCCAUCAUGACCCGAAGCAACAAAGCCAACGAUCGCAACCACAGUGGUCUCGCUGACGGCACUGCCGUCCCUGAAGAUCGUCUUCCUCGCUACUUCGCCAAACACGGUCACGUCGAUGCCGACCCAAAGAGUAUCAAGAAACAAGGAGGUGGUAAGGGCAACUGGGGACGCGAGGGUGACGAAGUUCAGGACUAUGGCUACAACCUCGCCAAUCAGCGUCGCCGCUCCAACAGUAGCACUCAGGGACUAGGUGACUUCAAGACGAAGUUUGAAGGCCUCGACACCGACCCAGUCUUCGAAGAGGAGCUGCAUGGUCCCACCGACGAUGAUAUCGAGAAGGCCUCCACCCUUUCCAAGGAGGAAAGCAUCGACUCCAGCACCUUGGGAGGAAGUGUCGAUGAGGACCACAAGAUGUAAUACUACAACACAAAUCCGUUUCGAGAUAAUUGGACCACCAAUUGAACUCUUAUAUGGCGCUAGGGAUGGUGCUCUCCAACAUAUACUGUGACAAACAGUAUCUUGCUGCAAACAAUCAAUGAGGAUCAUGGAGUACAAUGAUUCAACCAAGCAUGUAUUAGCAUAGCAAGAUGCAAUCAAUCCACGAAUUGUAACACC
Molecule: messenger RNA, 921 nt
Organism: Exophiala viscosa
Lineage: Eukaryota; Fungi; Ascomycota; Eurotiomycetes; Chaetothyriales; Herpotrichiellaceae
Exons: 4
Coding region: 313-723 (136 amino acids)
Source: RefSeq, a predicted model, not a curated record